UUUAGUUACGCGCUGCCUGAGACAUUUAAAUUUACGCACUCACUAGUGGGGUGUCCGCUCUUCUCUGCUCUCUUUUCGCAUUGUUAUUUGACGCAUUUGACGUUUGUUUAUGUAUGUGAUUGGGAAGCAUUCGUAUUUUCCAAGGAGUUGGAUGUUUUAAAAAAUUUGUGCCUCAGAAACAUAAACAACUUAUAAUAUUUCUUUAUAAGCUUGGAAUUGAUUUCUGCUGUUGUUAUUGUGUUAAAAAAUCAAUCAGCCAAUCAAAAAUAUUGCAUUUAGCACCUAAUUGCAUACAAAGUGAGGAAUAUGAAAAAUUCGCUCAGCACAACCAAAGAAGAUGAGGCCGAGGGUAAUAGCUGCGAAGAGACGCGCCGUACCGCUCCCCGUUUGUCGCAUAUGGGUCGAGCUUUUUCCGAGAUGUCGCCUCUAAAUCCCGCUUCCACUACUUCCUGCCGAGGUGCUGGCACUACAAUACAUUUUCGCCGCGACUCUGGCCACUACGGCAACAUUUUUCCCUUUGGAUUUUUACGCACCUCACUGCAAAAGACCGGAAAUUCAAUGCAGCAUCUCAAUCGGUACGGAGAUUCUAUGGGUUCAUUAGCACAUCGAGCGCUCCUACAAUAUGUGGACUCUAAUGACCUAUCCGGUUUGCGCGCUAUCUUAGAUAGUCGGCAUUUAUCCGUCGAUGAUCGUGAUGAGAAUGGCACCACUGGACUUAUGGUUGUUGCUGGACGUGGCUUAACUGUUUUUGUGCGGGAAUUUUUGGCUCGCGGUGCAGAUGUCCAAGCGGAGGACAAUGACAACUGGACAGCACUAUUGUGCGCGGCCAAGAAUGGCCACUUCGAUAUCGUACAAUUGCUUAUCGAUAAUGGUGCAGAUGUUGAGCACCGUGAUAUGGGCGGUUGGACGGCGCUAAUGUGGGCUGCAUAUCGUGGUCAUACCGAUCUGGUGCGCUUUCUGCUGGAGAAGGGCGCAGAUGUGAAUGUGCAUGGCAACUACCAUCUGGGUCCACUUCUUUGGGCUGCCGGUCGUGGCUUCAAAGAGAUUGUUGACCUCUUGGUGCAACGUGGUGCUAAAGUGAAUGUUGGUGAUAAGUAUGGCACGACUGCGCUUGUGUGGGCGUGCCGUAAAGGCAAUGCUGAGAUAGUCGAUACUCUGCUAAAAGCCGGUGCUAAUGUUGACACAGCGGGCAUGUAUUCGUGGACGCCGCUACUGGUGGCCACUUCGGGCGGGCACACAGACUGUGUCACUUCGCUGUUGGAGAAGAGACCCAAUGUGAAUGCGCUGGACAAGGAUGGUAUGACGGCGUUGGCGAUUGCGAGCCGUGAGGGCUUCCAGGAAAUUUGCGCUGCUCUAAUCGCCGCUGGUGCAUACAUUAACAUACAAGACCGCGCCGGCGAUACUCCCCUCAUACAUGCCGUUAAAGGCGGGCAUCGCGGCGUCGUUGAGGCACUGCUGAAAAAGCACGCUGACGUCGAUAUUCAAGGCAAGGAUCGAAAAACAGCUAUCUACACGGCGGUGGAGAAGGGUCACACGCAUAUCGUGAAACUACUUUUAUCCACGAAUCCCGAUCUCGAGGCAGCAACCAAAGAUGGUGACACCGCCUUGCUGCGUGCCGUGCGUAAUCGUAAUUUAGAAAUUGUGCUAAUGCUGCUCGAUCGCAAAGCAAAAGUAACGGCAAGUGACAAGCGUGGUGACACCUGCCUGCACAUUGCCAUGCGCGCGCGGUCCAAGGCGAUCGUUGAGGCUUUGCUGCGUAACCCGAAAAACAGUCAACUAUUGUAUAGGGCGAAUAAGGCUGGUGAGACGCCGUACAACAUUGAUACCAUACAUCAAAAGACAAUACUUGGACAGGUAUUCGGUGCUCGGCGACUAAAUACAAAUGAAGACUCGGAAGGCAUGCUCGGCUAUGAACUGUACUCAUCCGCUUUGGCCGAUGUAUUGAGUGAGCCCACGCUAACCACACCCAUUACGGUGGGUUUGUACGCCAAGUGGGGCAGUGGCAAGAGUUUUCUGCUGAACAAACUCCGCGACGAGAUGAACAAUUUCGCCCGCCAGUGGGCGGAACCACCCAUAAAGACUAGUGGACUGCUAUUUAUUGUGAAUUUGCACAUCGCUCUGGUGUUAGGCACUAUAGUCGGUUUGUCUUCGUGGUCUGCUAUGUGGGGUACGAUAGCGGCGAUACUUUAUCUAGUUUUGACCUACCUCCUGCUCGCCAGUAUUAAGUACGCUAACAACCACAUGGACGUGUAUUGGGCCUAUUCGGUGCAGCAUGGAAUUACAAAGCGUAUUGGACGCCUGCGACUUAUUCUACAGGUAGCGUUCUGUCAUCCGCCGGGUGCGCAAGCGGAUGCCCAAGCGAAGCCAGUGCGUUUCCAUUUCGCAGAGGCGAGCAGUGCAUCGCCGACGGGUGAGGGGGCCGUUACACAUAUGUUGGCCGCACUGUUCGAGGCAAUUGAAUCGCACUAUGGUUGGCUUUCGACGCGGUUGUAUCGCGCUUUUCGCCCCAAAGCGCUGAAAGCGACGUCUGGAUGGCGGUGGCGGCGCAUGUGUUGUAUGCCGAUUGUGAUCAUCUUCGAAUUGGCUUUAUUAACGCUAAUAACGGGUAUCUCGCUCGUGGUGGCAUAUUUUACAUAUGCUUCGGACGAUGAACAGGAAAGGAUACUCGUCUCGAUUUAUGUGAUUUGCGCCGUUUUAGUGACUAUUGUCUGCACGAAUUUACAUAUAAUGGCCAAGGCGUUCGGUUCGCUGUUCAUUUCGCAGGGCCGUCAUUUGCGGAGGUCGGUGCGGCAUAAUGAGGGCGCACCCCUGACCGCGUUGGGAACGGAAGUGGCACUGAUGACAGAUAUGAUUAAGUGCCUCGAUGCCUUUACGAAUCAACAAAGUCGUCUGGUAGGCGUGGUGGACGCUUUGGACUCUUGCGAUACGGAGCGUAUUCUCUCCGUGCUCAAUGCGAUACAAACACUGCUCUCCUCACCGAAUCGGCCCUUUGUUCUACUCAUCGCUGUCGAUCCACACGUGAUCGCCAAAGCAGCCGAAGCUAACAGUAGACGUCUUUUCACCGAAGGCGGAAUUGGCGGACACGAUUUCUUACGCAACCUCGUACAUUUACCGGUGUAUUUGCAAAAUUCCGGUUUGCGGAAAGUACAACGCGCCCAAAUGACUGCAAUGCUUUUCAAACGAAACUACAGUGAAUUUCCCAACGAAGAUGGGCCGACACUGGGUCAUUCGGUUUCAGCGCGUCGCUUGUCGAAUGCAUCUGAAAUUAUGUCCAGUCAAGAGAAACUGCGUUCGUCACAUAAUCCAGGGCGCAGUGGCGGAAAGAAGUUGCGCUUGUCCGAGUCGGUGGCCAGUUCGAUUGGCUCGAAUCUACAUCGCUUGGGUCAAAAUCCGCAAGGGGUACUCGAUUUGUCGCGUAUGAUGCUAACCGAUGACUACUUCAGCGAUGUGAAUCCGCGUAGUAUGCGGCGACUCAUGAACGUCAUCUACAUAACAGUACGCUUACUGAAAGCAUUCCAAAUAGACUUUAGUUGGUAUCGUUUAAGUUCGUGGAUAAAUUUAACGGAGCAGUGGCCGUUGCGUGCUAGUAUGAUUGUACUGCAGCACGACAACUUCAUGGAUUCCUAUGACGACAAUUUGCCACUACAAGCAGUAUAUGAAAAAGUGCGCCCGAAGAUCGCUUGCCUACGCGAAGCUGCGCCACUACUCGAACUCGAUCGGGAUGAGCGCAAGUUAGACGCCUUUUUACAGUUGCAUAAAUCGGACUUGCUCGUGGCGGAUUUGCGAAUAUUCCUGCCCUUCACAAUUAAUCUCGACCCAUACUUGAGAAAAGUAUUGAAAGAGGACCAACAAUCAAUCGAGGAUGAAGGCACGCUAAUGCUGCAAAAUAAGCCUAGUGUUAACACUGCCGUACGCAUACCCCCACCAACGCCUACGUAUGUGCCUUCACCUGCUGUUUACCCACCAUAUCAACUAUUCCACAACGAUUAUGAGAUGAGACAUCGAAAUCCCAGUACGAUCUCGGAGAGUGCAUUAACGCCGUUGAUCGGGUCGCCAAGUGAAUCUUUCGCCGAUGACGUGCUGCAGACAAAAUUGUCCGACCUAACUGUGGAAGGUGUUAUAAGCCUAAUCGAACGUGUGGAUGAUCUGCGUCCCGCUUUACCCAAAUUGUCGCCAAUUCUCAGAGAAAAUGCGAUUAAUGGGCGCGUACUGAAAUACUGCGAUAUUAACGAUCUGAAAGGGGUUUUAGGUCUUAAUUUUGGUCACUGGGAGUUGUUCCGGUUGCUUAUAAACACGCUGCGAGACUGCGAGAAAAUGCAACGCAAAUUCAAGCCAACACCUGCGAUAGCCGAUGUGCCAGCAGCAGCAAACACAGCGGCGCCCAAAGACAUCACAGAUACACAUACCCUGGCGCCUAGUCAGCCGCAUUCACGCAAAAAUUCCACCACAAGUCACAUGGAAAAACAGGUUACGCUCGAGGAACAAAUGAUUUGUGGCGCUCUGCAAACCCUCAACGAGGAGGCUUUCGAAGAUGUGGCUAGCAGUGAACGACCCAGUCCAUCGGGUUUGCCUACAGGUGAGAUGUUAGCUGCAGCUGCACAACUGCAAUUAGCGCCUAUACGCGAGUCAUCGGAAUUUGGUUCACCAUCCGAUGACCUCAAAUUUAAUCACUUCCUACAGUAUGCCAACAAUAACAACUACGGCAAUUUUCACACACAACAGCACAAUCAUAGUGGCAGCACGCAUUCGCUGCAGAGUAUUGGUAUUGGUGGUGGUGGUGGUGGUGGUGUUGUUGGUGUUAAUAGCGGUAUUCAUAUGGGCAAUGGAGGCAGUGGCGUAUUACUUAGUGGCGUUAAUAAUACUGGUAGUGGUGGUGGAAUUGGUGGAAGUGGUGGGGUUAGUAGUGAUAUUUAUAAAUUGCGUCAUAGUAUUGUUGGUGAUGCCAGCACCCAGGCAGCUGUUCAGAUGCUAACAACUGGUGGUCAUAGUCACAGCCGCAAUCAGCGCCAUCAUUCGGUCGGCGACGAUUUACUCUAUGACACGCUAACACCGCAAAUGCGAUCACCUGUACAGCAACAGUAUCAGCAACAGCAACAACAACAACAACGUAAUACAGUACCAACAGUUGUUGUGAUCCCAAAUACGAAUGGUGACCAUGACAUCAACGAUACGUCUCUAUAGAAACCCAAUGAAUAGAAGUGAAAUUAGAAAUUUCGAAAUAUCGCAAUUUUAUGCCAUAUUUUAGCGCCACAAACAUGCAACUUAUAUUUGACUAAACUCUAUAUACCAUAUUUGUAUUGUACGACAACCGUCACGACCCAAACAGCACGACCGCGCAUUCAUUUUUGGCACACCAAACAAUCACUCACACAUACUUAUAUAUUGUACAUAGGUGUAUGCUAGUACACUUAAUGUCGAUAAUUAGUUAGCUUCUCAUAGUGAAUAUUUGAAAUCGAGCUGGAACGUUUUAAAUUACAAGAACUCUAUAGAGAAUUUUAGUGUAAUGUGACUUGAGUGUUGGCAGUCAGCAACGUCCUGUUCAAUGUCGACAUGUGCGAUACGUUCGACAUUUUUAUGCAAAAUCUUGGGUGAAUAUUUUCUUCUUUACUCAUCAAUAGGGUCGCCUAAUACUACAUUUUAACUUAAACACAAUACAUUGCCAUUUCAUAAUAGUCACUUAAAAAAUGGUUAACUAUAUUAUAAAUUUCACUUUCCGGCUAACAAACUGAAUGUGGUACCUUCAAACCACAACCAUUGUGCCGUCAGAAAGAUAGUACAGCACUGAAAAUGAUUCACUAAUACAUGCAUACAAAUUAUUUUAUAAUCUCACGGCAUACCAUAUUUGCGGCGACCGAUAAGUUCGCGGCCUAAGGUGCUAAAUGAAUGAAAAGUAUGGUGUUUUAUAUGUAUUUAUAUAUUUUUUGUUUUUCAAUGUCGUGGCCUCAAAU
Messenger RNA from Anastrepha obliqua, 5948 nucleotides. RefSeq names its product kinase D-interacting substrate of 220 kDa B (gene Arms). Gene Ontology annotation, molecular function: protein binding. The coding region runs from base 307 to 5181 and encodes 1624 amino acids. The transcript is spliced from 12 exons. NCBI's taxonomy places the organism in Eukaryota, Metazoa, Arthropoda, Insecta, Diptera, Tephritidae. The record is from RefSeq and is a predicted model, not a curated record.